Messenger RNA from Eruca vesicaria subsp. sativa (arugula), 1878 nucleotides. NCBI's taxonomy places the organism in Eukaryota, Viridiplantae, Streptophyta, Magnoliopsida, Brassicales, Brassicaceae. The record is from the annotation of a GenBank genome assembly.
AUGGAAAAUUCCGUACCUCUCCGGCGUCCUCUUCUGCCGACUCUUACUUAUCGCUCUUUGCUUCAUCACCUCUGCUCCAGUUUCGAUCGGGAGAGCCACCAAAUCCCUCUUACCGCACCGUCUGUUCUUCAGAACCUGGUCUUAAGAACAGAUCAUAUCACUCAAGUGUCUCCUGGAGAAGUAUGUAAUGAUGUAAAGCUGCCUGUGAAUUCAUCCUUCCUCGAGGAAACGGUUUCACAGGAAAAGAGUUUGAUGCUUGGAGAUGUUUUUGACUUGCAACAUAGUCAAUACAAAGAUUUUUUCCAUGAGUUUGAGUUUAUUGUUCCAGAAAAUUGUGUGCAUCUCUUUGAGGCAUUGGAUGUGGAUGACUAUGAUGAUGAUGGUAUGCCCAAACAAGCAAGUGAUCUAAUUCAGAGUGAUGCAGAGAAGCCUGGUAUUGCCACUGAGCUUCUAGUAGAUUCAGUAGAGGGUGAUAACAAGGUUUCUGGAUUUGAAGUUUCCAAAUUAGCUGAAGGUAAUGAAGUUGUAAGUUGUGGAAUCUUGGAGACUAAAGAGAUGGAACUUGUUACUAGUAGUCAGGUUUUGACAGAUUCUAUUCUUCAGAUUGUUGAAGACGAUGAUGUCGAAGAAGGAGAGAUAUCAGGGGAUGAUAAUGAUUAUAUGCUCCUAGGAGAUGAUUUGCUCGAGGACUUUCAUGUCUCACAAGAGUUAUUGGACAAAAUAGGAGAAGAGGCUAGCAAGAGUACUUGUUCUAGUCUUUUUUCUGGAGUAAAUGAGAAUUAUCUAACUUCCAAACACCAAGAAAAGAUGGCUUCUGGAACUUGCAUAAAGAACAGGUCUGCGCCUUCUAAGGAAGCAAAAGCUAGAAAGAAAGCAAAAGCUCGGAAGAAAAGAGCUCAAGAGCGUAUAUCACUGGGCGUGAAGAAGCUGAAAAUUAAACCAGUAGCUCCAAAACCAAAACAUAUAAAUUACUGUCGACACCAUCUCAAGGGACGGUGCCAUGAGGGAGACAAAUGCAAAUUUUCACACGAUACAACUCCGGAAACCAAAUCUUUGCCUUGCCGCCACUUUGCAACUCAGUCAUGUAUGAAAGGAGAUGAUUGUCCGUACGACCAUGAUCUCUUCAAAUACCCUUGCAACAAUAUCAAGAGCAGAGGUUUCUGCUAUAGGGGUGAUAGAUGUUUUUUUUCACACAAGGGUAUUCCACAAGCUGCUUCAGAUAGACCGAGUGUAAAUGUAAUGACCUCACCAACUAACAUCGCUGCAGCGUCUUCAGAUAACCAAACCGUGAGGGAGGCCCUAGCCAAAUUACCAGCGAAUCAAGCAAGAAUUUCAAGCUCAGCUGCGUUUUUGAAGCCCUCUAGUCAAUCUAACAAAAGAAACUCAUCUGAUGCAUCAUCAUCUUCAAAGACCAAUGAACAUGCAACACCUCCACAGUUUUUUUCUUUGAGAGAACCAUCCGUUGCUCCAAAGGGUAUGUGUUUUCUCUCCUUAGACAAAACCACACAAGAGGAGGAUACUAUGAAACCGUCUCCUGGGUCUAAGCAAAACACACUUAUGUUUGAUAAUCAGAGCUUGAAGCAGUCACAACAGAGAAGCACAGUUCCUUUGGUGCCUCCAAAAGGAAUCAGUUUCUUAUCAUAUGAAUUGGAAGAACCAGCAAGGAGUAGAAACGUCAAGACAACGCCUAACUCAUACAUUCAAAGUUCUCUAAACUCUUCCAUGAAACUUGCUGCAGAAUUUGAAUCUGCUAAAGUUGAGAGACGCACUUAUGAUCCCGCAGAAGCUGUAAAUACGGGAGACGUUACAGUUAAUACGAGUGUAACCAGAACUUUAAAUGUUUCUUCCAAGAUUCUCGAUUUCUUGUCGAACUUUUAG